UGAGUCACGUCCCAGGCCUGGAGUCGAGGAGCGAAGCGCCGCCUCUCCUUGGGCCCCUUCUCUCCCCCUUUCCCUUCCCCGCGGGUUCCUGCCCUCGCCAGAUGCUGCGCAGCCAUCACCGAUUCCCCAUCACCAAUUCGGCCGGAGUCUCCGAGACCACGGGCUCCCGUAGGCUCCCCGUGGCCCCGAGUUAUAGUCGGGACACCCCGACCGCGAGUGAUUGUCGGGUCUCCACGGGCCCAGGUCGCUGGGGCGGAUCAGGCCUCUCAGGGCGCCCCCCAAGGCCGCAGGCAAGAUGAACAUUCUGGCGCCGGUGCGGAGGGACCGCGUCCUGGCAGAGCUGCCCCAGUGCCUGAGGAAGGAGGCCGCUUUGCACGUGCGCAAAGACUUCCACCCCCGGGUCACCUGCGCCUGCCAGGAGCACCGGACAGGCACCGUGGGAUUUAAGAUCUCCAAGGUCAUUGUGGUCGGGGACCUGUCUGUGGGGAAGACUUGCCUCAUUAAUAGGUUCUGCAAAGACACCUUUGAUAAGAAUUAUAAGGCCACCAUCGGAGUGGACUUUGAGAUGGAACGAUUUGAGGUGCUGGGCGUCCCCUUCAGUUUGCAGCUUUGGGAUACCGCUGGACAGGAGAGGUUCAAAUGCAUUGCAUCCACCUACUACCGAGGAGCUCAAGCCAUCAUCAUUGUCUUCAACCUGAAUGAUGUGGCCUCCCUGGAACAUACCAAGCAGUGGCUAGCUGAUGCGCUCAAGGAGAAUGACCCUUCCAGCGUGCUUCUCUUCCUUGUGGGUUCCAAGAAGGACCUGAGUACUCCUGCUCAGUAUGUGCUAAUGGAGAAAGAUGCCCUCAAGGUGGCCCAGGAGAUUAAGGCUGAGUACUGGGCAGUCUCAUCUCUCACUGGUGAGAACGUGCGGGAAUUCUUCUUCCGUGUGGCGGCACUGACCUUUGAGGCCAAUGUGCUGGCUGAGCUGGAGAAAUCAGGGGCCCGGCGCAUUGGGGAUGUUGUCCGCAUCAACAGUGAUGACAGCAACCUCUACUUAACUACUAGCAAGAAGAAGCCCACAUGUUGCCCAUGAAGGGGGAGGAGACUGUCCAGAGACUGCCCAACCCUGGGGCACUGUGCCACCCUGACUUCCCCAGAGCAUGACCCCUAGACAUUUGCACUGACUGUUUUUCCAGACCAAAGAGCUGCCUCUUUGUGGCAGUGUCCCCAGAGGAGUAGCUGGGACCAUGCUAGUCACUUCCUGCCCCAAGGCAAUGCCAAAUACUGGAUGUCCCCCUAGUCCUCUGGGGGCUCUCCAGGCUGCCCAGCAGGUGCUGAGGGGAGUGUCUCUGCUGCUUUUGCUCAGCCUACUGGGCCCUUUGGAUAGGAGGAUGCUUAAUGAUUCCAGCCUCACUGUGCCUUAUGCAUUAAAAUCUCUUUGUUGUUAGCACUU
This is a messenger RNA of Propithecus coquereli (Coquerel's sifaka), 1435 nucleotides long. It is a transcript of the gene RAB34, whose product is annotated as RAB34, member RAS oncogene family. NCBI's taxonomy places the organism in Eukaryota, Metazoa, Chordata, Mammalia, Primates, Indriidae. The transcript has 11 exons. Gene Ontology annotation, biological process: endocytosis; phagosome-lysosome fusion. Gene Ontology annotation, molecular function: GTP binding; GTPase activity. The record is from RefSeq and is a predicted model, not a curated record. Bases 296 to 1075 code for a protein of 259 amino acids.